CGGAAGCAGCCACGGGCAUGGCGGCACCUGUGCACCUCGCUGUACUGUUGCUGGUACUCCUGGGGCCAGGCAGCUGGGGCCAUGCGGAACCCCCACGCGACAGCCUGAGGGAGGAGCUCGUCAUCACCCCGCUUCCUUCUGGGGACGUAGCCGCCACAUUCCAGUUCCGCACGCGUUGGGAUUCGGAGCUGCAAAGAGAAGGAGUGUCUCAUUACAGGCUCUUCCCCAAAGCCCUGGGGCAGUUGAUCUCCAAGUAUUCUCUGCGGGAACUGCAUCUGUCAUUCACGCAAGGUUUUUGGAGGACCCGAUACUGGGGGCCACCCUUCUUGCAGGCCCCAUCGGGUGCAGAGCUCUGGGUCUGGUUCCAAGACACUGUCACUGAUGUGGAUAAAUCUUGGAAGGAGCUCAGUAACGUCCUCUCAGGGAUCUUCUGUGCCUCUCUCAACUUCAUCGACUCCACCAACACGGUCACUCCCACUGCCUCCUUCAAACCCUUGGGGCUGGCCAAUGACACUGAUCACUACUUCCUGCGCUAUGCUGUGCUGCCGCGGGAAGUUGUCUGCACUGAGAACCUCACCCCAUGGAAGAAGCUCUUGCCCUGUAGUUCCAAGGCAGGCCUCUCUGUGCUGCUGAAAGCAGAUCGCUUGUUCCACACCAGCUACCACUCCCAGGCAGUGCAUAUCCGCCCUGUUUGCGGAAAUGCCCACUGUACCAGCAUCUCCUGGGAGCUGAGGCAGACCCUUUCUGUUGUAUUUGAUGCCUUCAUCACAGGGCAAGGGAAGAAAGACUGGUCCCUCUUCCGGAUGUUCUCCCGAACCCUCACAGAGCCCUGCCCCCUGGCUUCAGAGAGCCGAGUCUAUGUGGACAUCACCAACUACAACCAGGACAAUGAGACAUUGGAGGUGAACCCACCCCCUACCACCACAUAUCAGGACAUCAUUCUGGGCACCCGGAAGACCUAUGCUGUCUAUGAUUUGCUUGACACAGCCAUGAUAAACAACUCCCGCAACCUCAACCUCCAGCUGAAGUGGAAGAGACCCCCAGAGAAUGAAGCCCCACCAGUGCCCUUCCUACACUCCCAGCGGUACGUGAGUGGCUAUGGGCUGCAGAAAGGGGAGCUGAGCACGCUGCUGUACAAUACCCACCCGUACCGGGCCUUCCCCGUGCUGCUGCUGGACACCGUGCCCUGGUACCUGCGGCUAUAUGUGCACACCCUCACCAUCACCUCCAAGGGCAAGGAAAACAAACCAAGUUACAUCCACUACCAGCCUGCCCAGGACCGGCUGCAGCCCCACCUCCUGGAGAUGCUGAUUCAGCUGCCGGCCAGUUCGGUCACCAAGGUCUCCAUCCAGUUUGAGCGGGCACUGCUCAGGUGGACUGAGUACACCCCGGACCCCAACCACGGUUUUUAUGUCAGCCCGUCUGUCCUCAGUGCCCUGGUACCUAGCAUGGUAGCAGCCAAACCAGUGGAUUGGGAAGAGACCCCCCUCUUCAACACCCUGUUCCCAGUCUCCGAUGGCUCUAGCUACUUUGUGCGACUCUACACAGAGCCGCUGCUGGUGAACCUGCCGACACCAGACUUCAGCAUGCCCUACAAUGUCAUCUGCCUCACGUGCACUGUGGUGGCUGUGUGCUAUGGCUCCUUCUACAAUCUCCUCACCCGAACCUUCCACAUCGAGGAGCCCCGCACAGGUGGCCUGGCCAGGCGGUUUGGCCAAGUGGCUGGCUAACCUUAUCCAGCGUCCCCAUGGGGUCCCUCCGCUCUGAUACUCGUCUUCUUCAGCAGCAGCAGCUGCAGCUGCUAUUUCUCUCUGGGGAGGGGUGGUGGUGACCCCAAGGGUGCUUUCUGCCACUUGUUCUCCCCAGAGUUGGUUUUUGAACCAAACUGCCCCUGGACCAGGCCAGGGCUUAGAGCUGUGCUGUCUAGUACAGCAGUCAUGAGCCAAAUGUGGCAUUUGAAUUUAAAUUAAUUUAAAUUAACAAUUCAUUUCCUCAGCUGUAGUAACCCAUUUGAAGUCUCAAUAACCAAAAGUGUAUAUACUGUAUUUGGACAGCUCAGCAAAAUGCUUCCAUCAUUGCAGAAAGUUCUGUUGGAUAGCAUUGGCCUAGGGAACAGGGAGUGCUGAAGAGUUUGUGUCACUGUGUGGUAGAUGGAAUUUACUGUUGUGGAAUAAAAAAUGGCUGCUUCCUUCA
Messenger RNA from Cynocephalus volans (Philippine flying lemur), 2193 nucleotides. It is a transcript of the gene PIGT, whose product is annotated as phosphatidylinositol glycan anchor biosynthesis class T. NCBI's taxonomy places the organism in Eukaryota, Metazoa, Chordata, Mammalia, Dermoptera, Cynocephalidae. Gene Ontology annotation, cellular component: GPI-anchor transamidase complex. Bases 18 to 1730 code for a protein of 570 amino acids. Gene Ontology annotation, biological process: attachment of GPI anchor to protein. The record is from RefSeq and is a predicted model, not a curated record. The transcript has 12 exons.